GUUGCGCCAGCGCCACCACAAUUACAAAGAGUGAAGCACCGCUUCACAAGCCUCUCCUCUUGAUUCCAAGGUUGAUGAGAGGCCUGUUAGCGAAAGCGAUGGGGGAGAAAGAGGAAUUUAUCGUUAGCACUUCGUCCACAGCCAAGGAGAAGAUGCUGAUGAACUGCACUCAAAAUGUAAAAUUCAUCGCAGAAGCAGCUGAAAGCCACGAGCUAUGCUGCACAGACGUGAGGGUGGUGUGCGGACAGGGAUUCCACACGCAGGGGUCGUCAAAAUUGACUUACAAGAAUAUUGUUGAUUUUAAUUGGGAGUCCCGCUAUUGCACUGGUCAAAUGAUCGCUGUCCACUGCCUAGGAAGAUAUUUUGCCUACGGCGUGAUCGUUUCAAACAUUUCAGCCAUCAAAGGAGAUAACAACGGUGUUCUUCGCGUAGUGAGCGAAUCAUCGGGCAAGAGAGGCUUAAUUCGCGGACUGAAGGGGAUUGUCCAGGACCUGGCUUUUUCUCAUCUCAGGGAAGAGGUCAUUUUAGCAUCUGUCGACACUCAAGGAUCGCUUUUCGUUCACGCCAUAGAGGAAGGCACUUCAGAUUUGGCGUGUCAGUUGCUUCUUCAUGUUGACAAAGUUUGUAUCGCAAGCAACAUUGUUCACCGAGUGGUCUGGUGUCCUUACAUUCCGGAUGGAACAGUGGACAAAGAGGUCGCUGAACUGCUUGUCCUCACCAGUGGGCAGAAGGCUGAAAUGUGGUGUGUGCCCAUGGUCACUGCAAAAUACAGUGCUGGACCGUUGAAACCAGAGAACGUCACCGAUGGAGUCUUGAGAGUUCCUGAUUUUGAGCACACCAUCACUGAUGCUGCCUUCAGUCCAGACGGUACGGCGAUUGCCAUUGCCACGGCAGGAGGACUUGUCAGUUUUUUCCAGGUGUACAUGCACAAUAAAGCGCCACCUCGGUGCUUGCAUUCGUGGACUCCGCACAACGACCAGCCUCUCUCCACUCUGCUGUUCUUAGACAAUCAUCAAGAACACUCACCAGAGAUACAGUUUUGGAAAUGGGCCCUCACCGGUGCCAGGGACAACACUGAAAUUAAACUUUGGGCAUGCGAAACAUGGGCUUGUCUUCAGACAAUUAAUUUUGAGUUGGGCCCAAAUCUCAGUGCACCUUCUACCAGCAAGUUGGUCCUCAAAGCAGCCAUUGACUUGUCUUCCAAGUACUUAGUACUUUCUGACAUCAACAGCAGGAUGCUCUAUGUGCUCCAAAUUCAAACAGACCACAGUCCAGCUCAUGUUUCACUAGUGUCAGGAUUCAAAUUGCACCACCCAGCAAUCAGUUUUGCAAUUGUAGAUGCGGGAAUCAAAACCAGAAGAAGAAUUCUAGGCCGUGAAGACAUUCAUUCUAGCCAAGAUGACGAAGAUGACGACGACGAAGACGAUGUGUUAAAGGCUACCUCUUGUGUUGUAUUGAAAAAGUACAUCGUCGGACCCAAGUCUCUGCAAGAGUGUGAACUUGUGUUUGAGCCUAUUGCUGAGCCACCUACUAUUUCUACCGAAACUCUUGACUUCCCUAGCGAAAUGCCAAGUGAUAUUUGCGAGAAAACAAUGAUAGCAGCCUCCAGCGAAGGUUCAGUCAACACUUCAAUUGCUGACGCGCUGAAUACCAGUGCAGCUAGUAUUCAGAGUUCCAGUAGCUUGAACUUGAUGACUCCUGAGGCAUUCACCUCACCCAAAACGAGGCAAGAAGAAAGCCCAUCAGCGGCUUCAACGAUCAGCACUGGAAGCAAUAAGAAGGCGCUGUCAACUCCUCCACCGAUCACAUCGUCAUCAGAUGUUGCUGCUAUUCUCACCAAAUUGGGUCAGAUGUCUGUGGAUGAGAAAAACCUGAACGUGGAAGAAUCUCUCAACACUCGAGGAAGGGAUGCCGGUUUGGCCAGUGGAGGUAGCAGCCCUAGUCGAGAGGUUCAACAAAUCUUGUCUCAAGAGAAGGAUGGAAGCCUUAGUGAUGAUUUUUAUGAAGCUAAAGAGGAUCAGCAUGAUACAAGCAUGGAUGACAUAAAUAUUGAGGGGAAAGAGGAACCAAUUGCUGAAAAAGACAGCUAUGAUUGGCCUCAAAUACCUCCAAUACCUGAGAUGCCUCCUAAUUUACAAGAAAUCAAUACAGAAGUGCCAAGCAUAGACAAAAUUGAAAUGCCUACAAUUCCGAGUGUACCCAACUUGAUGCCGUCACCUCCGACCGUUUCGCCCUUGACAAUUGCUUCCGCACCAGUCAUCAAAGCUGAAGUGCUUGAAGCCGAUAUUGACUACAACAAGGAGGUUCUUGAAGAAUUGCGAUCAAUGCAGAGAUGCAUGCAAGCGCUCACCACCAUCAUUGAGGAACAGCAAGUGCAGAUCAAAGAUCUGCAAACGCAGGUUCUCAGGACAGUUCCUAGGAAAGAUGUGUUGGAAAAUGCUGCCACAGUCGCUCUUGAAAAAGCCCUUUCACGGCAGUUGAGUCGCCAAUCCCAAGGGAUUGAGAGCCAGAUCAAACAGAAGCUGACUGAAAUGGAAAAUUCUUUGGUCAACUCAUUCUCUAAGUCUAUUGAUGUGCAUGUGUACAACAAGAUGCAGAUGGUGUUCGAAACAGAGUUCCAGAAGAUGAUCAAGCCAAGCGUGAUCAGUAACAUGGAGCACAUCAAAGGGUUAGUGCACACGGACAUUGCUCACAGGAUGCAAGCUGCUGAAAAGGCCUUGAAUGAGUACAUUGGCAAACUUGUCCACAGCAAGCAACUUCAUGACCAACUCGCCGCCACUGUGACAGCUUCUCUCCAGAUGAGCAUGGCUUCAUGUUUCAAAGACGUGCUUCUGGCCACCGUUGUGCCAACAUUUGAAAAAACCUGCAAGACGUUGUUUGCUCAACUUAACGAAGCGUUCUCGCGAGGAACCUCUGAACAUUUGGCUGCUGUUGAGGCACAACUUGAGAAGCAGCGUAUGCGGAAUCACGAGAAGUCCCGCGAGACGAAUUCACAAAUAGCUGCUCUUGGAGAGUCUGUUCGUUUAGGAAAUGACACAACUGCCGCGAUGGUGAGAACAGAGUUGCACACGGCCUUAUCAAACAUCACAAUGAAUCUGCAGGAAUCUGUCAUUCGAGCUGCUCGAGAAGCCGUCAAUGAGUCUGUGGGCAGAGCCAUGCGUGAACAUUCCUCCACCAUCACCUCACGCCCCGACACCCCUCAAACCAGAAGCGACCCCCAGGCUCAGCUCACUGCCAUACUGACACUCGUCCAACAGGGUCAGCUGAACAGUGCUUUCCAGCAGGCGCUGUCAGCCUCUGAUCUGCAGUUGGUGGUCAAGCUGUGCGAGAGAGUCAACCCACAGCAUGUUUUCUGUUUGAACCCCUGUCCUCUGCAACAAAAUGUCCUGCUCUCCCUCAUUCAGCAGCUGUCGGCUGACCUUACCACCAGCACCGAUUUGAAAGUCAGGUAUUUGGAAGAGGCUGUGGUGAACUUGGUGCCAGACAGCACUGAUACAAAGCAGUAUGUGCCCAAUAUAGUGGUUUCCUUGCAAAAACAGCUGAACAACUUCAUCUCCAUGCAUCCCAACGAAAAGGUGGUGCGAUCAAUGAAAAUGCUUCUGCUAGCCACACAAGCGUUGGUUCCCACCAAUAAGUAUUGAAGUGACUGUUUGAAUGAUCGGUACGUGUUGACUGACUCAUGGAUUGAUUUCCUUGUAAAGUUUGUAAGGUGCUACUUGGUUAGGAAAAAUAAUUUAAGGUUCAUUCGACUUUCCACCACCUAUGUACCUUUGAAUUCUCAAAUUAAAACCUAAGUUUGCAAAUUAAA
Messenger RNA from Cloeon dipterum, 3808 nucleotides. It is a transcript of the gene Ge-1, whose product is annotated as Enhancer of mRNA-decapping protein 4 homolog Ge-1. The transcript is spliced from 19 exons. Lineage: Eukaryota; Metazoa; Arthropoda; Insecta; Ephemeroptera; Baetidae. Gene Ontology annotation, cellular component: P-body. Gene Ontology annotation, molecular function: protein binding. The coding region runs from base 75 to 3641 and encodes 1188 amino acids. The record is from RefSeq and is a predicted model, not a curated record. Gene Ontology annotation, biological process: deadenylation-independent decapping of nuclear-transcribed mRNA.